AUUUUGCAGGAAGAUGGAAUUUACUGCGCCAAUUGUUUCUCGUGCUGUAACACUAUUUGGCAGCGGAAGAAGAGGGGAAGGUUUUUGGCCAUAGAAUCGGUGUUGCCAUCAAACGGAGACUGGCUUGGCACAGGGGACAAACGGGAGACGAAAAUAUCCUUCAUAUCUUGCUAUAAUUUCACAAUAAAGCGGGUCUUCGCAGAGACCUGACGUGACCGUCAUCCCUGAACAGAGCCAUCCGCCUGCUCCGAAGUCAGUCCUUAACCAUCAUUGGGCAAUCUGGGUUGAAUAUUAUAACCAGUCCCUAUCCCUUUUUUCAGCUUUCACUGGGUAUCAUAGAUAGACACUUUACUUUUUAACUCCCUCCCUCCCACUGGGCAAAAACUGGUUGAAUAAAAGUUGUUUCCUCAUCAUUUCAACCCCCAAAACAGAAUAUGUUGACGUUGAAUCAACGUGGAGAAAUAAUUGGAUUUGCAAAAAGUCAUCAACAUAAGGGCAUUUCGUAAUUUUUUUCACCUAACUUUUAACCUAAAUCCAAUGACAUGGUGACAUUUUUUUUGUUGAUUUCAUGUUCGUUGACAACUCAACCAAAUGCAAAUCAAAACUAGAUGUUGAACUGACGUCUGUGCCCAGUGGGCAGUUUCCAUUUUCUGAAUUGGUUGCCAUAUAGAUUUUCACUUUCUCACUUCCUCUGACUGGACCCACUGGAUUCUAUUAAGAUUUAUUCCCUGGCUGUUGUCCAUCUCUCUGGGCUAUAACAUAAAUCAUUAAUGUUUUCAUUACGUUCAUAUUUUUAGACCCCAGACUUGGUACCAUAGAUAUUUUCACCCUAGUCUGGCAGCUAGGCUGCUCCCCUAUAUGCUGAUGAAUGAAGACCCCAUUCAGGAAGAGCGCGCCGGGCCAGAGAUCCAGAGCUGAUGCAGGGCACUCAGGUGUUUCUGCAAAUAUGAAGAAAAAGAACUCCCACAAGAAACAAAAGAACAGCAUGGGCCCCAACAAGGCAGUGUCGUCGGCGCCGCGGCGGAACAUCGUGGGCUGUCGUAUUCAGCACAUCUGGAAGGAGGGGAGCGCUACAUCUCAGUCGCAGUGGAAAGGCACGGUGCUGGACCAGGUGCCCGUCAACCCCUCGCUCUACCUCAUCAAGUACGACGGCUUCGACUGUGUCUAUGGCCUGGAGCUGCAUAAAGAUGAGAGGGUACAGGGCCUCGAGGUGCUCCCUGACCGUCAAUCCUCUACGCGCAUCAGCGACGUCAACCUGGCUGACACGAUGAUAGGGAAGGCAGUGGAGCACAUGUUUGAGACAGAGGACGGAACUAAAGACGAGUGGAGGGGCAUGGUUCUGGCCCGGGCACCCAUCAUGAAUACCUGGUUCUUUAUCACCUACGAGAAAGACCCCGUCCUGUACAUGUACCAGCUCCUAGACGACUACAAGGAGGGAGACCUGAGGAUCAUGCCUGACUCAAAUGACGCUACGCCGGCGGAGCGGGAGCCGGGGGAGGUGGUGGACAGUCUGGUGGGGAAACAGGUUGAGUACGCUAAAGAGGAUGGCUCCAAACGAACUGGCAUGGUCAUCCACCAGGUGGAGGCCAAACCCUCCGUCUACUUCAUCAAGUUCGACGACGACUUCCACAUCUACGUCUACGACCUGGUCAAGACCUCCUAAGGGCCACCUUUGACCUCUGACCCCCUUUUCACACUACUGAGCCGAAUCGAGCAGUGCUGGUCUGUUUACGUGUCUAUCCGCCAUUGCUGAAAAGGACUAUGUGGGGGAAAAAUAUUUCAUAGCGAGCCAGUAUAGCCUGGUUCGGGACAGCACGGUUAGUGUGAGAAGGCUACUGGGUCGCUGGGCCCAGAGGACAGGAGGCCUGUCUGGGGAGUUAACGAUGGAUGCGGAGGUUGUGGGGAAACUCUACCAUGCAGGAAAGACGAUCAACCACCACCAUCACCACAUGGAACCUUAUCUUAUCCACCAAUUUUCCCAAAAUAUCUCUUCAACGUUUCGUGCAAAUGCUUCUUUGAGAUGUUACAGACAAACAGCUGGAUUGGAUAUAUCACUGAAGCCUUUGGAUUUCUACUCAUGAAACAUUUCUGAUAGCUCUAGUCAGAGAAGGAAAAAUGGGGCACUGUGCAUCUGAAUUAGCUGCCACAAUUUGUUUCUCCACUGUCUAUCCCCUGUAGUUGAGUGAUCCUAUGGAUACAUCCCAUCAAUCUCUAAGGGAAGGGACAGGGACAAGAUAUCAAGCAUUAUAUUUGCACACUGCAUAUAAAAUUGGUUGGCAUCUCAUUCAAUUGUUUUCUGUGAUUUGAUGACCAAGCCAGUCAUAGCAAUGUAUCUCCUAUAUAUGUGUGAGUGUAUGAGCUCUUGUGUUCAUUUGUUUUUUGUACAUGCAGUUCUGGAGUCCCCAUAUCUUACGGUGGUCAGUAACUACAGAACUUGGAUUUGUUUCAGUCUUGUAGAAUCAUUCAAACCCUGACUAUGAUUACAUUUGUUUCUUUGCGAUGUUGAAAGAUAUGCAACAACAUAUGCAGUGAGCAAAGAAAUGUGUGGAAGUUACGAGAGGGAGGUGACCAGUGUUUUUAAAGGAUGCUUUGGGAUUUUGGCAAUGAGGCCCCUCAUUUACUUCCCCAGAGUCAGAUGAAGUCGUGGAUACCAUGUGUAUGUCUCUGCGUGCAGUUUGAAGGAAGUUGCUAACUAGCGCUAAUGCAAAUGCUAACUAGCGUCAGCAUAAUGACUGGACGUCAUUGCCAAAAUCCCAAGGUAUCCCUUUGAUUCAAAUGUUUUAUUUUUUUUCCAAGAACUUGUUUACUUUAUACUGUAUUUAAUGUAUAUUCAUAGAAAAUGAUAGAACUAAAUCUGUAUCAAACUAUCACAGCACUAAUUUCAAAAAAUCUUCUUAGAAAACAGACGAUUUAAGAGCACUUGUUUGUUUGAGUUUUUUUGUCUGAAAGGACAAUUAUAUUUUGAUCAUCUCAACAACACUAUUCAAAAAUGGUUAACCAGUGAGAGCGUUAAUCUGUUGUCCUGAGAAAGAUUUUGUUUAAUAUGCCUUGCCAAAUCCCUCGACCCUUAUAAUUCAUUAUUCAUUCAUAAUAACAGCAAUAAUUAUUCAGAUAAUAAUUGUUUAUUGUUGUUCCUGUAUUCAUAUGUUUACAACAGUUUGUUUUGUUGGGAAAAUCUAUUUUCAUUACUUUUUUACUUAAUCAUCACAUUCUUCUUGACCUCUGUGUUAAACACACUUUCUGUUUAAUUGUUAUAGUAACAUUUUAGUAAACUGUUUUCUCAUGCCUUUUAAAAACUGAAGACGGUAUGGUAAAAGCACUGCAAAGUAAGACCAUUAUUUAGAAGUGAAAAUUCCAUACCAGCUCCUGAAAAGUGUUCUAAAUUCAGCAGUAACAGUACUAGAGUGAUUUUCAAAACAUUUUCACACAACUGUUAAUACACAAGAAGUAUUCAAAACUUUAAAAGCAACACCCACUUUAUGGAGUGCAUGAAAUAUUGUACUUGAGGAAAGGUUACUCGCCAUGAAAGACAUUUUUAUUGUGUGUGUGUGUGUGUGUGUGUGUAACCAAACUACAUGUUCCACCAGAUGACCUCUUAGUAUGCUCAUUUAGGGACGUUACCCCUGUUGUCAGAGAAACAGUGGGCAACUAAGUGGUCUAGAACCUCUAAGAUACAGAUGUUGUUAAUUAGUUAGUAACGUAAACGUUCCAUGUGACUGUAACUCCCAACACUCCACCCUUACUGCUUUCUCCAUGCCCUCCAUGACACUGAAGCAGUGUAUGUUCAGAUGCAGUCUCCGAAGAGGGGUAGUACUGUCCUUUACAGUAUUCUGCGUAGUAACAGAACAGAUGAGCUGUUGUGACUGAUUUUGAGAUUAAGUCCCUCUGUUAGAGGAGUAACUAAUGCUUACUCUAGAUUAUACACAAACCAUGACUGAAUGGUAGCUUUAGGGAUGGAUAGAAAAACCUGAGAGUAUGUAUAUCAGUUAUAAUAAAGAUUAUAAUUUUAAGACCGCAUACAGUAUAAAGCCCCUCUAUACCAGAAAAGCUACACACAAGUAAAUAUCUUCUAUAACCUGUUGUAUUCCAAGCCGCAAACUGAUUUGUGUUUUAUGCAAGAUGUCACCUUCAGAAAACAAUUGAAAGGGUUUGAUGAAUUGGCCUUUCACACUUGCCUACUGUAGUGUUGUACUGUGUUUGAUGUCAGUUCAUUGUGGGAUAGAAAAAAAGACCAUUUGUUUUGCAUGAGUAGCGAAAACAGAACUGUAAGUGGAAGUUAGUGUGAAAAGUGAGAUGCAUGUGUGUAUCUCUCAUUUUAUUUCAGUUUUUCUAUGUUCAAUGUGUUUCUUAUUGUGACAUUCCCUUUCAUUCCAUUUUCUUUGCAUUUCUAAAGAAAAACAGUCAUUUUUUUGUAUUCAAUUUUUUACCCUGCUGUAUGUGUUGUAUGUGGUGACAACAGAAUGGCCACAGGGUGGUGGUGUUACACAGUAUUUGAGGGAUUAUGUCUUUCACAUACAAAACUGAUGUUGUCCAAAAUAAUUAUUUAUAUGUAUCUCUUUUGAGUGCCACAAGGAAAAUAUGAACUCAAAGAAAAAGGCCUUAUGAAAUUGGUAGGGGUGGGGAAAUGUUUAUAUAUAAAUAUAGUAUACAUAUAUAUGGUGUGUAAGUGUAUGCAUGUGUGUGGAUGUAUAAGGUAGGUAGCACAUUUUAGUUUACAUAUCCGAGGAAUAAAUCAUGUACAUAGACAUUUUUCAGAAAAAUACACUACAAAAGUAUGUGGACACCCCUUCAAGUUAGUGGAUUCAGCUAUUUAAUCCACACAGGUUGCUGACAGGUGUAUAAAAUAGAGCACAAAGCAAUGCAAUCUCCAUAGACAAACAUUGGCAGUAGAAUGGCCCAUACUGAAGAGCUCAGUGAUUUUAAAUGUGUUACUGUCAUGUGAUGCCACAUUUCUAAGUCAGUUUGUCAAAUUCUGGCCAUGCAAGAGCUGCCCCGGUCAACUGUAAGUGCUGUUGUGAAUUGGAAACGUUUAGGAGCAACAACGGCUCAGCCGUGAAGUGGUAGGCCACACAAGCUCACAGAGUGGGACUGCCGAGUGCUGAUGCGCAUAAAAAACGUCUGUCCUCGGUUGCAACACUCACUACCAAGUUCCAAACUGCCUCUGGAAGCAAGGUCAACACAAUAACUGUUUGUUAGGAGCUUCAUGAAAUGGAUUUCCAUGGCUGAGCAGCCUCACACAAGCCUAAGAUAACCAUGUGCAAUGCCAAGCGUUGGCUGGAGUGGUGUAAAGCUUGCCGCCAUUGGUCUCAGUGGAAACGCAUUCUCUGGAGAAACGAAUCACGCUUCACCAUCUGGCAGUACCAGCAUGGCAAUGUGCCAGUGCAUAAAGCGAGGUUCAUACAGAAAUGGUUUGUCGAGAUCCGUGUGGAAGAACUUGACUGGCCUGCACAGAGCCAUGACCUCAACCCUAAUGAACACUUUUGGGAUGAAUUGGAAUGCCGACUACGACCGCACUAAUGUUCUUGUGGCUGAAUGGAAGCAAGUCCCCACAGCAAUGCAACAUCUAGUGGAAAGCCUUCCCAGAAGAGUGGAGGCUGUUUGGGCAGCAAAGGGGGACCAACUUCAUAUUAAUGCCCAUGAUUUUUGAAUGAGAUGUUCGAUGAGCAGGUGUCCACAUACUUUCUGGCAUGUAGUGAAUACACUGAACAAAAAAUAUAAACGCAACAUGCAACAAUUUAAAAGCUUUUACUGAGUUACUGUUCAUGUAAGGAAACCAGUCAAUAUGAAUACAUUCAUUAGGCCCUAAUCUAUGGAUUUCACAUGACUGGGUAGGGGCACAGCCAUGGAUGGGCCUGGGAGGGCUUAGGCCUACCAACUUGGGAGCCAGGGCCCAGCCAAUCAGAAUUUAUUUUCCCCACAAAGGGACUUUUGUAGAGACAGAAAUACUCCUCAGACGAUCCGACAUGAACAAGCCUGAUUGUGGAGGUCCUGGGCUGGUGUGGUUACACAUAGUCUGCGGUUGUGAGGCAGGUUGAAUGUACUGCCAAAUUUUCUAAAAAGACAGUGGUAGAGAAAUGGUAGAGCAAUGGACAUUACAUUUUCUGGCAGCAGCUCUGGUGGACAUACCUGCUGUUAGGUUACCAAUUGCACGCCACCUUAAAACUUGAGACAUUUGUGGCAUUGUGUUGUGUGACAAAACUGCACAUUUUAGAGUGGACUUUUAUUGCCCCCAGCACAAGGUGCACCUGUGUAAUGAUAAUUCUGUUCAAUCAUGCACGGAGAUUGGCUGGCCCUGCCUUGGGCGGAUCAAUACAAACAGUAAAUUCUUAUGACUGUCUCAUCUUUCAUGUAUGCCACACCUGUCAGGUGGAUGGAUUAACUUGGCAAAUGAGAAAUGCUCAGUAACAGGGAUGUAAACAAAUGUGUGCACACAAUUUUAUAGGAAUACGCUUUUUUUGUGCGUAUAGAACAUUUCUGGGAUCUUUUAUUUCAGCUCAUGAAACAUGGGAUCAACACUUUACAUGUUGCGUUAUAUUUUUGUUCAAUAUAUAUAAUUAGGGUUUUCAUCUCUCAGUUACACUUAAUUGUGUUUAAAAAAAUAAAAUCAAUAUGAUUUAUAUGGCCCUUUUGGAUGAUGUUGCUCUUUAAUAACUUUGUAAAAUACAGUGCAAUUGGAUGGUUGCAGAUACAUGUAAUGUAUAGUUGAUUCUUCAUGUUCGUUGUUGUCUACUUGGCUUCUAUUGACCGCAUCAUCUUUUAUUGUUCUGAAGAAUGUAGAUAGUUAAUUUUAUUUGAAUGUAGAGGUAUACACACAUUUAAAAACAUAUACUUUUUAUAUAAUUAUUAUGUAAGUAUCCAUAUAACAUUUGAACAAAUUAAAACUUUAUGUGAAGUUGUA
This is a messenger RNA of Oncorhynchus masou masou (cherry salmon), 6898 nucleotides long. RefSeq names its product spindlin-W. Bases 869 to 1663 code for a protein of 264 amino acids. Lineage: Eukaryota; Metazoa; Chordata; Actinopteri; Salmoniformes; Salmonidae. The transcript has 6 exons. The record is from RefSeq and is a predicted model, not a curated record. Gene Ontology annotation, biological process: gamete generation.